Arachis ipaensis is the source of this 549-nucleotide messenger RNA. NCBI's taxonomy places the organism in Eukaryota, Viridiplantae, Streptophyta, Magnoliopsida, Fabales, Fabaceae. The record is from RefSeq and is a predicted model, not a curated record.
CAGGUAGAAUAUGGCAAUAAAACCAACAGUUGCAUUGAGAGCUAUACUUGUUGGAGGGGUUGCAGCAUUCGCUAAAAUAGCCGGCGCAAUGAAGGCAGCAGGUGGUGUAAAAAUGGGCGCAGCUGCGGCUGCAAUGACAGCAGCAGCAACCGCAGCUGUGGCAGGAUCAAAACAAGAACAAAAAGAUGCUCCUCAACAGUCUCCAAAAUAAUGUAUCUUUAUCUGUUUCCGGAUUUCUUUAUGUAGAUUAGUUGAAUCUUCCCCGAGUUUUAUGGGAACAAAGAGAGCCAUUUGCGGAUUGUGAUAUAAACAGAUGGUGAAUAUAAUAACCACUUCAAAUGUUCUGUUAGAUAUGGAAUCAUGGAGUCUUAAAUGAAGCUGUACACUCAGCUGAGUAGUGUGUUUUAGAUGUUGUAAAUUUUAUUUUGCAAAAUGACGACUUUGCAGUGAAUUUAUUUUAUUUUAUUUUUUUCAAUUUUCCUGUGCCAGUUUAUGUUUGUAUUUUUAUAUAAAGUUUAUUUUAAUACUUAAUAACACGAUUUCAUUUUU